AUGCCUCCCCCUCUAUCGCUACCCCUUCUGACCCGCCUCGCCCACCGAGCUGGAGCUGCAGCCUCUACCGUGGGCGCCAAUGCCCUCAUGCGCUGCCGCAGCGUCACGGCGAGGCCGGCGCCGCAGCAUCGUUAUCGCCUGCCCCUCGUCGCUUUCUUCAGCGCAUCCCCCUCCGCGGCGUUGAAGAAGCACGAGAUGCCACCCAGGCCCAGACCGCCCCCAGACUCGGACAUCGAGGAGUCCUACCUCAAGGGCAGUGGGCCGGGUGGCCAAAAGAUUAACAAGACGAGCUCGGCCGUGCAGCUCAAACACAUCCCCACAGGCAUCGUCGUCAAGUCCCAGGCCACCCGCUCCCGAACCCAGAACCGCAAGAUUGCCCGCGAGAUCCUGGCGCAAAAGAUUGACGACCUGCAGAACGGAGAGCAGAGUCGUUCUGCAAUAGUAGGCGAGGUGAAGCGGAAGAAGGCAGCGAGCGCCUCGAAAAAGAGCAAGAGAAAGUACCGCCAGCUGGAGGAAGAAAAGGCACAGGGCGAAACGGCCGAGGUGGAGAUCCGAGAGCAACAUGCUGAGGACCAGACGAACAGCGCACCGACCGCUGCUGAACCAUCCUCACUUUCAUCGGCCGUCAGCCCAGAUGUGCAAAGCACAAGACUGUAA
This is a messenger RNA of Colletotrichum higginsianum IMI 349063, 657 nucleotides long. Its product is annotated as RF-1 domain-containing protein. NCBI's taxonomy places the organism in Eukaryota, Fungi, Ascomycota, Sordariomycetes, Glomerellales, Glomerellaceae. Gene Ontology annotation, molecular function: translation release factor activity. Gene Ontology annotation, cellular component: mitochondrion. Bases 1 to 657 code for a protein of 218 amino acids. The transcript is spliced from 2 exons. The record is from RefSeq and is a predicted model, not a curated record. Gene Ontology annotation, biological process: translational termination.